UAACGUCACAGAACCGUACGACGUCAUUACCGGGCGACAGGAGCGUAAACAAGCCGUAAACAAGCCUUAAACAAGACACAUAUCACAUUCUGAUUUCUGAAUUUAGAAAGAAAGUAAACGGGAUUUAAAUAUGCCCAAAGUGGUGUCUCGGAGUGUGGUGUGUUCAGACACCCGUGACAGGGAGGAGUAUGAUGACGGGGAGAAGCCCCUGCACGUAUAUUACUGCUUGUGCGGCCAGAUGGUCCUGGUUCUGGACUGUCAGAUAGAGAAAUUACCCAUGAGGCCACGGGACAAAGCCAGAGUGAUCGAUGCAGCAAAACAUGCCCACAAGUUCUGCAACGUGGAGGAAGAUGAGACUGUGUAUUUGAAAAGGUCGGAGGGCAUUGAAAAACAGUUUCGCAAAAAAUGUGGGAAGUGUGGUCUCCUCUUGUUUUAUCAGCAUCAGAUGAAAAGCACUCCAGCGACAUUCAUCGUGGAUGGAGCGCUGGUGAAGUUCGGCCAGGGAUUUGGCAACACAAGCGUGUACAGCCAGAAACAAGAGACGCCAAAGAAAGUCAGGGUUAUGAUGACAAAGCGCACCAAAGACAUGGGCAAGUUCAGCUCUGUUACUGUUUCAACCAUCGAUGAAGAAGAGGAAGAGAUUGAAGCGCGGGAGGUGGCAGAUUCUUAUGCCCAGAAUGCCAAAGUGAUUGAGAAACAGCUGGAGAGGAAAGGAAUGAGCAAGAGACGACUUCAGGAACUGGCGGAGCUUGAGGCGAAGAAAGCCAAGAUGAAGGGAACUCUCAUUGACAACCAGUUCAAAUGAAGAUUGUGUGUAAAUGAGAAAGACAGGAAAUGAAUGAGUUGUCUCAUGUAGCUGCUGGAGAGUGUGUGUUUGUGCAGUUGUGUGUGUAUGGAAGGAGAUGGAGGGUAUUGUUUUUAUUUCACUUUGUUUUGUCUUUUUUUAUUACAGAUUUAUUUUAAUGUUUGAAUGAUAAAUUGGAUUUUCAUGCUAUUUUUCAUUAAAUAAAAACAACUGAAUUUCCUUAUGUCAGAUAUAGACAUGUGCAGUGUUUGUAGGACUUGAGUUUCUCUGACAUGUAAUUUCAAGGCUACUGUGUUUGUGUAAUGUUUGCAGUAGCAUUUUUUGUUUUCCUGUCCUUCAACACAGCAUGUGUUCAUGGUCAUGUUCACACAUGUUCAGUUCAGUUGUUCUGCUCAGUUUUGUGAGCAAGAUCGAUCAAGCAAAUCACUGGAAGUGCCAUGUGGACAGAACCUAGAGAACCUCUGAAAAGUGAUGAUCUGCACCUGCAGGAAUAAAGCUGUGUGUAUUUGUACGGCUGGGCCAGUGUUUCUCAGUCCAAUGCGGUCCGUGAUUAAUAAUCAGAUUCUGGAUCAGUGAACAGUAGAUGAGCAUUACUUCACACCUGCACAGACCCCAGUGAGGCAUUGUACGUGCACAGGUGCAGUUAAUCGCCACUCAUGCUGGACAGGCAUCAUACCAGACCGUCUAUAAUGAACCAACC
Molecule: messenger RNA, 1505 nt
Organism: Cyprinus carpio (common carp)
Lineage: Eukaryota; Metazoa; Chordata; Actinopteri; Cypriniformes; Cyprinidae
Product: STING ER exit protein-like
Source: RefSeq, a predicted model, not a curated record